GGGAUCCCAUGCUGCCACCCCACCGCUGGGGCGGCUCCGCCCAGCCUCUUCCUGCUGCCACCGCCUUUGCUGACUCACCUGCCCAGCCUCCUACUGGGUUGGGGCGGGGGCUUGGUGCCCCAGAACCCAGAGAGGCAGCAGAGGCGUCUAUAAAAGCACGUUGGACCAGUCGCCGGCAUACUACUUGGCUACCGCCAGCUGCCGCACGAUGCUCGGAGGACUGGGGAAACUUGCCGCUGAGGGCCUGGCCCAUCGCACUGAGAAGGCCACUGAGGGAGCCGUUCAUGCCGUGGAGGAAGUGGUGAAGGAGGUGGUGGACCAUGCCAAGGAGGUUGGGGAGAAAGCUAUUGGCGAUGCCUUAAAGAAGGCCCAGGAGUCAGGGGACAAAGUGGUGAAGGAGUUCACUGAGACAGUGACCAACACAGUCACUAAUGCCGUCACCCAUGCAGCGGAGGGCCUAGGCAAGCUGGGACAGUGAGCACAGCUGCCACCACCAUCAACCCUUCCCGAAUCUCAAUAA
Molecule: messenger RNA, 520 nt
Organism: Microcebus murinus (gray mouse lemur)
Lineage: Eukaryota; Metazoa; Chordata; Mammalia; Primates; Cheirogaleidae
Gene: FAM25A
Product: family with sequence similarity 25 member A
Source: RefSeq, a predicted model, not a curated record